AUGAGUGAGAAUACUCCGCCAUCGGCUCGGACUACAUCCCGGGCAGGCAUUCCUGAAGAGCACAAGAAGGCUCUACGCGCCUGGUGUCGGUCGCAAGAGACUCGUCCAACCCAUGCAGCCAGCGUGGCAUGGUUUCAGCGGACUUAUGGUCGACGCCUUCCUCAAUCCAGUGUCUCGAUAAUCUUGUCCUCGAAGUACGAGUAUCUUGAUACGGGACCAGCAACGGGCUCAUUUCGAAACCAGCCCCCACAAUGGCCGAUCUUGGAGGCGCGAUUAUUCGAAUGGUUGAAAAGGGCCCGCGAAACCGGCGAAUUAUCCACGGGGGAUGCGAUCUUCAACAAGGCCCGGGAGAUCUGGCCCCAAAUCACUGAAUAUGCUAACCGCCCUCCGCCUGCCUUCAGCCACGGCUGGCUGGCGAAAUUCCGAAAGCGAUUCGAAGCCAAUCUAGCUAAGGGUCAACAGGAUGGCGUUCUCCCAGCUCCUCCCCGGAACCCACGGAAGGAGCUGCAAGCACUGCGCACUCUCUCUGGAGAAUUCAAAGAAGAGAAUGUUUACAGUUUGGAUGAGACUGGCCUAUUGUGGCGCAAAGCCCCCUUUGAUACCCUUCCCAGCCCCCCAGGUGAACUCAAAAAGGAUCGAGCGCAUAUCUGCUUGAUCGUAUGUACCAACGCAACCGGCUCGGAUAGGAUUCCGCUCUGGGCCAUUGGCCACAAGGAGAUGCCAGGGGCUCUUUGCGGUGUCAAUCUCAAAGCCAUGGAUUGCGAAUGGCGCCACAAUAAGCAAGCUUGUAUCGAUGUUCAAAUCAUGUCAGAAUGGUUGACCAUGUUUUAUCAACAUGUUGGCUCGCGACGAGUCGUCCUGCUCCUAGAUGAUAAGCCUGUCCAUCAGGCUGCACUAGAAACCACACCUGCCCCAGGCAACGUGCACAUCCAAUGCUUCCCCGAGAAAAGUCCAACUUCAUACCAGCCCUUGAGCCUUGGAAUCACGCAGCAGCUUAAACACCAUUACCGCAAACAAUGGCUUGGGUAUAUGGCGACAAGUUUCGAGUCCGGCCAGCGCCCGAUGGAAAUGAUCAGUCUCUACCAUACCCUCUGCUGGCUCACUCGUAAUUGGCGACACGACGUUGCCAACGCGACGAUAUACAAGGCCUUCCGCAAAAGCCAUCUCGUCCAGCCCCAAGCCGACUAUCUUACCGCGCCAAAGCCGCUGGACAUGAGCGAGCUCUACGAAAAGGUAAUUCGGUUUAACCAAAGUGGUAUCUCCACGAAGCGCCUUGAAGAGUGGCUCAACCCCGCCGAGGAAGAAUUCGUCGGAACGGUGGAUGAGGUGCUUCAACGGAACCCGGACAUGGAUACCUCCAUUCUCGAUGAAUCGAUCAACCCUCUCCCUCCAUAUGAAUUGAUUCCUGCACCGGGAGAUGCCAUUGCGGGAAUUCAGACUGCCAUUCGCUACAUGCUCAACCAAGCAACAUCCACUGCGAAUGACAUCCUGUACUUGGAGACGAUGGAGAAGAUCUUGGACCGGAAGAUCAGGAAUGAGUUUCUCCAGCAGCAAAAUCAAACGCCUACUCAACCAAAUACUCAGCCAUCGGUUCAAACAGCCUCCCAUUCCUCUGCUCCGGCGUCUACCCAGUCGCCAGCUCAAGCAUUGACUCGUCCAUCUGCUCAACAAUCAUCUGUACCACCAGCUCAACCUCUAGCUCAGCCAUAUUCUCAACCAUACCGACCACCCGUUAGACCAGCAACGCAGGCACCAUUACCACCAGGCCAAAGACCACUCCCACCACUCGGUGAACAAAACACUCAAACACCAUUACAAACACCAACUCAGCAACCAGUCCGACCAGCAUACAUGCAAUAUCAGUACCCAAAUCAGAACUCAACCCAAUUGCGAGCCCUGGGAUUGACUCAGUCAUCUGGUCCAGCCCAAUUCCGGGCAUCGCGCGCUAGUACCCGGCCUGCAGGUAUAGCACCUAUUCACAUCCCAUCCGCACCUUCGUCCGCGGCAUCAACUCCAGCGCCAAUGGCAGGUCUGUCAGGAUACCAGCCACGUGCUGUUUCAGAGGAAGGGCCGUAUCAACCAUCUGAUGAUCAGUUCUCGGACGAGGACGUGGAGAUGUAG
This is a messenger RNA of Penicillium daleae, 2121 nucleotides long. RefSeq lists its product as uncharacterized. The record is from RefSeq and is a predicted model, not a curated record. Gene Ontology annotation, cellular component: nucleus. Bases 1 to 2121 code for a protein of 706 amino acids. Lineage: Eukaryota; Fungi; Ascomycota; Eurotiomycetes; Eurotiales; Aspergillaceae. The transcript has a single exon. Gene Ontology annotation, molecular function: DNA binding.